AUGAACAGACAAGUCUGCAAGAAAUCCUUCAGUGGCGGGAACCAGGGCUUCUCUGGCCGCUCUGCUGUGGUCUCUGGAGGCAGCAGCAGGAUGAGCUGUGUGGCCCGUUCAGGGGGAGCCAGUGGAGGAGCCUGUGGGUUCCGGAGCGGGGCAGGUGGCUUUGGCAGCCGCAGUCUCUACAACCUGGGUGGCAACAAGAGCAUCUCCAUCAGUGUGGCUGGUGGUUCCCGGACUGGUGGCUUUGGGGGAGGGCGUAGCAGCUGUGGCAGUGGCUUUGGAGGUGGCUAUGGAGGUGGCUUUGGUGGUGGCAGAGGAAUGGGAGGUGGCUUUGGAGGAGCUGGUGGCUUUGGAGGGGCUGGUGGUUUUGGAGGGGCUGGUGGCUUUGGAGGAGCUGGUGGCUUUGGUGGAGCUGGUGGCUUUGGUGGCCCUGGUGGCUUUGGUGGUCCUGGUGGUUUUGGCCCUGGUGGCUUUCCUGGGGGAAUCCAGGAAGUGACUGUCAACCAGAGUCUUCUGCAGCCCCUCAAUGUAGAGAUCGACCCUCAGAUUGGGCAGGUCAAGGCCCAGGAGCGGGAGCAGAUCAAGACCCUCAACAACAAGUUUGCCUCCUUUAUCGACAAGGUGCGGUUCCUGGAACAGCAGAACAAGGUCCUGGAAACCAAAUGGAAUCUGCUCCAGCAGCAGACCACAGGCUCCGGUUCGGGCCCCAACAACCUGGAGCCUUUCUUCGAAUCCUACAUCAGCUUCCUGCGCAGGCAGCUGGACUUGGCUCUGGGGGAGAGAGGGAACCUGGAAGGAGAGCUGAAGAACAUGCAGGUCCUGGUGGAAGACUUCAAAAAGAAGUAUGAAGAUGAGAUCAAUAAACGCACUGCGGCCGAGAAUGAGUUUGUGGGACUCAAGAAGGAUGUGGAUGGGGCCUACAUGAACAAGGUGGAGCUGCAGGCCAAGGUUGACAGCCUGACGGAUGAGCUCAACUUCUUGAGGACCCUCUAUGAGAUGGAGCUGUCCCAGAUGCAGAGUCAUGUGAGUGACACAUCUGUGGUCCUGUCCAUGGACAACAACCGCUGCCUGGACCUGGACAGCAUCAUCGCUGAGGUCAAGGCCCAGUAUGAGGAGAUUGCCCAGAGGAGCAAGGCUGAGGCUGAGGCCCUGUACCAGACCAAGCUUGGAGAGCUGCAGACCACAGCCGGCAGACACGGGGAUGACCUGAAGAGCACCAAGAGUGAGAUCAUGGAGCUCAACAGAAUGAUCCAGAGGCUGCGGGCCGAGAUUGAAAAUGUCAAGAAACAGCAUGCCAACCUUCAGGCAGCCAUUGCUGAAGCUGAGCAGCGUGGGGAAAUGGCCCUCAAAGACGCCAGUGCCAAGCUUGAAGGCUUACAGGCUGCCCUACAGAAGGCCAAGGAUGACAUGGCCCGGCUGCUGCGUGAGUACCAGGAGCUGAUGAAUGUCAAGCUGGCCCUGGAUGUGGAGAUUGCCACCUACCGCAAGCUGCUGGAGGGCGAGGAGUGCAGGAUGUCUGGAGAGUGUCAGAGUGCUGUGAGCAUUUCGGUGGUCAGCAAUGUCACCAGCACAAGCGGCAGCUCUGGCGGAAGCCGUGGCGGCUUUGGAGGGGUCAGUGGCAGCAGCAGCGGUGGCUACAGAGGCAACAGCAGCAGCAGAGGCAGCAGUGGUGGCCACAGAGGAGUAAGCGGUGGCAACAGCAGUGGCUACCAGAGCGGCACCAGCACCAGAGGCUACCAGAGCGGCAGUGGCACCAGCACCGGAGGCUACCAGAGCGGCAGUGGCACCAGCACUGGAGGCUACCAGAGCGGCAGCGCUGGGAGCAGGCUCAGCGGUGGAGGCAGCAGCUCUGUGAGCCAGAGUGGAAUUGGCUCCAGCUCUGGUGGCAUCCAGACCACUGGAGGCAGUGGCUACAAGUCUGGCAGUGGAGGCAGCACCAAUAUCCGCUUCUCUCAGACCCCCAGCUCAAGCCAGCACAGCUCCAAGUGAUCCUCCAGGGCCAAAUCUCCAUGUCCACCUGCUUCCCUCUCAGCCUGCAACAGCACUCCCACUCUUAGAUGCCAACCUCAACCUUGCUUUUCCUUAAAUUCCCUGGAGAAGGGGCUGAACUUCUUUCUGGAUCCUCCAUCCUGAAGACAUCUCCCAGGCCAGGGAAGGCCAGAUGCUAGUCUGGGAUGUUGAUGUCCCUAGAUAUGACCUUGUGAUGGCCCUUGACUUUGGACAGCAACAUUUGAGCUAAAACCAGUGUGGACCUUCCCAGCCUGCCUGUUCCCACUCUGGCCCACCUCCCUUUCUCCCUGGGGGUUAAUGGUCUGAACCUGGCAUGUUUCAGCCUUGUCUGAGGAGGGCCAGUGCUAGAGCAUGGAAGGUCAAGACCUCUGGACUAUUGGUUCAAAGGAUGCCUUCCCCACUUCUGGGCAUCAUAUCUUGAC
Messenger RNA from Myotis myotis, 2429 nucleotides. RefSeq names its product keratin, type II cytoskeletal 2 oral-like. Lineage: Eukaryota; Metazoa; Chordata; Mammalia; Chiroptera; Vespertilionidae. The record is from RefSeq and is a predicted model, not a curated record. Gene Ontology annotation, cellular component: keratin filament. Gene Ontology annotation, molecular function: structural constituent of skin epidermis. The coding region runs from base 1 to 1986 and encodes 661 amino acids. The transcript has 10 exons. Gene Ontology annotation, biological process: keratinization; intermediate filament organization.